AUGAAACAGAAGGAUGUGGGGGAACAAGCAAUGGAGAAAAUAGAUCUGAAAGAAAAGCCUAGGUCAACGGGAAAGCAACAGCUGAAUACCCAGGGGGAAUUAGAUGAGAUCCAGGUCAGAGAACAGCACACUCAAGGCCGCAGUGAAUUAUUGGAGGUAAACAUGGCCAGGAAACUAGAAUGGUCAUCGGAUUUAGAGGAGGAGGUGAAGAAGCCACAGAACGCGUGGGAGACAUUCGAUAUGAAGAAACUGAGGAAGGCGGCGGUACCACUGGAUUUCAUCCCACCGGAGGUUAUGGAUAGCUUUUACCAAAGAAUCUGGAAGAAUUUGGGAAUUGAUAAGGUGGUGAUGCUACCAAAUGGGCUCUUUGUAGUUCGGUUUCAUAAUAUGGAGGGUGUUGAGGAGGCACUGACAGAACCAAUUCGCUACCUGGGCUCGAAUCCGGUGGUAAUCAAACGAUGGAGUGUGGAAAAAGGGGCUAACCACAAGGAAAUUACACAUGUUCCAGUCUGGAUCCAACUACACAGCUUGGAGCUCAAAUACUGGAAUCCAGCCACCCUUAGCAGAAUUGCAAGUACGCUGGGAAGACCAAUUGCAGCGGAUGAUACGACAGUAGCCAAGGAUAGGGCCACAUUUGGGAGAGUACUGGUUGAUGUCGAAAUUCAAGAAUCCCCACCGUUGGUUGCACAUUUUGCAGAUGAAGAAGAACACUGUAGAAAGAAAGUGGAAAGACAAGCAGUCCAGAAGACAGAUGAGACUAAGGGAGAAAAGAAUAAUACAAAGAGCUUUGAAUGGAGGAGGGUUGGUAAGAAGAAGAUAAAUAUGGAAGUACCGGAGGAAGAAGUCAAUGCUAUAGCAACAUCACAAGAGGCUACAAUUGGUAGGCAGCACCGGAAGGAACCAGAUGGAAAAAAGCCUGAGAAAACCAAUGGGUUUGAUGUUCUGUCACAGUUAGAUGGACAUGAUUGGAACAAGGAAAAACCGGAGACAAGCAAGAACUAG
This is a messenger RNA of Oldenlandia corymbosa var. corymbosa, 1002 nucleotides long. The record is from the annotation of a GenBank genome assembly. NCBI's taxonomy places the organism in Eukaryota, Viridiplantae, Streptophyta, Magnoliopsida, Gentianales, Rubiaceae.